AUGGAAUCCCAGGUGCGCCAGAACUUCCACCGCGACUGCGAGGCUGCCAUCAACCGCAUGGUGAACAUGGAGCUGUAUGCCUCCUACACCUACCUCUCCAUGGCCUUCUACUUUGACCGUGAUGAUGUCGCCCUUCACCAUGUGGCCAAGUUUUACAAGGAACAAAGUCACGAAGAGAGGGAGCAUGCUGAGAAAUUGAUGAAGUAUCAAAACAAACGUGGGGGUCGCAUUGUCUUGCAGGAUGUCAAGAAACCAGAGCGUGAUGAGUGGGGUAACACCCUGGAGGCCAUGCAGGCUGCUCUGCAGCUGGAAAAGACCGUGAACCAGGCUCUUCUGGAUCUGCACAAAGUGGCAUCUGACAAGGUCGACCCCCAUCUGUGUGACUUCCUUGAGUCUGAAUACCUGGAGGAACAGGUGAAGGCUAUUAAGCAGCUUGGAGAUUACAUCACCAACCUGAAGCGCCUUGGGGUGCCCCAGAACGGCAUGGGCGAGUACCUGUUUGACAAGCAUACCAUGGGGGAGAAAGCAGCU
This is a messenger RNA of Staurois parvus, 531 nucleotides long. Lineage: Eukaryota; Metazoa; Chordata; Amphibia; Anura; Ranidae. The record is from the annotation of a GenBank genome assembly.